Messenger RNA from Stomoxys calcitrans (stable fly), 581 nucleotides. RefSeq names its product sarcocystatin-A-like. NCBI's taxonomy places the organism in Eukaryota, Metazoa, Arthropoda, Insecta, Diptera, Muscidae. The record is from RefSeq and is a predicted model, not a curated record. Bases 72 to 488 code for a protein of 138 amino acids. The transcript is spliced from 4 exons. Gene Ontology annotation, molecular function: cysteine-type endopeptidase inhibitor activity.
AUUCACAUUAGACGAGUCAGUGAACAUUUCGAACGCUUAGGCUCCUUUAAUUAAAAAAAAUUUUAACGAAAAUGCAUACUCUUUACAUUGCUGCCGUCUUAGCUGCCAUUUGUGUGGCCAUUAAUGCUCAAGUCAAUUUUCCUGAGCCACAAGUAAUCCAACCGCUUGAGCUUCAUAACGUUGGCGGUCGUCACAAGUUAGAAGGGGAUGAUAUAAAGGAGGCCGAAGACGAGCUAACCAAAUCUUUGACAAAAAUAGCUUCCGGAGAAAAUGGCCCUCAUUACAGGUUGGAAAAAAUCCAUGCCGCAUAUAAAGCAAUUGUUGCUGGCUUUAGGUAUGACAUCAAUGCGGAUCUUGUGGACGAUGAUAAUAAGGGCGAAACUAAAAACUGCGACGUCCAGAUUUGGUCCAAAUCUGUGAAUGAAGGCAGCAGAGUCACUUUCAAGUGCUAUCAAGAACCUGUGGUGGUCCGAGAACACGAAACUUAAUUUUUUAAUUUUUUAUCAAAUCGUAGGUGGUUUAUAAUUCUCACAAAUAAAUGUCUUAAUAAAGAACAGUGAGAAUAAUUUAGCAAAUUUAAA